AUGUGCUAUAAAGUCGUCGAACGCUACUCCGUCUGCAAAUGCGUCUACUUCCAACACUCCAUCGACCCAUGUUCCGCCUACGGCCAACACGGCCACUCCGUCCAAGAAAAGACCGUUCUAGUCGGGUACACCUGCACGCGACACUCUGCGCGCGGCACUUCGUCUUCGCCCACCGCUGGCCGUGGGCCUGAUUCGGGUUAUUCCAGUUCCAAGGGCUCGUACUGCGGGACUGAAGCUUUUGCCUACGGCAGGACUGACUAUGCGUACGAUCAUGAUGUGACCUAUGAGUACGAGUAUGAUUGCCAUGAAAGGGCGAUGAUCCGAACCGAACCGAACCGAAAUAAGCCGAGCGAGUGA
Messenger RNA from Penicillium daleae, 357 nucleotides. RefSeq lists its product as uncharacterized. Bases 1 to 357 code for a protein of 118 amino acids. The record is from RefSeq and is a predicted model, not a curated record. Lineage: Eukaryota; Fungi; Ascomycota; Eurotiomycetes; Eurotiales; Aspergillaceae. The transcript has 2 exons.